AUGGAUCAAGCACUGGCGCGCGCGGUGAGGGACAAGAGGCCGGUCCCGGAGAUCGACUUCACGCUACACACCAUGGAGGAUGGCACUCAGGUUUCCACGAUGGAACGAGUGAUUAAAGAGGUGCAAGCGCCGGCUUUAAGUACUCCAACGGAUGAGAUGUUUUGGUCUCCUGAAGACCCUUCGAAGCCCAACCUCCAGUUCCUCAAACAACAUUUCUAUCGGGAAGGUCGUCUUACGGAGGAACAGGCGCUAUGGAUUAUACAUGCCGGAACUCAGAUAUUGAGAUCUGAACCUAAUCUGCUAGAGAUGGAUGCGCCGAUCACAGUCUGUGGCGACGUUCACGGUCAAUACUAUGACUUGAUGAAACUUUUCGAAGUCGGUGGCGAUCCGUCCGAGACGAGGUAUCUUUUCCUGGGUGAUUACGUUGACAGAGGUUAUUUCAGCAUUGAGUGCGUUUUAUAUCUCUGGGCCCUGAAGAUCUGGUACCCAAAUACCCUUUGGCUGCUCCGAGGCAACCAUGAAUGCAGACAUCUCACGGAUUACUUCACCUUCAAGCUGGAAUGCAAGCAUAAAUACAGCGAGCGUAUCUAUGAGGCCUGCAUUGAGUCGUUCUGCUCGUUGCCGCUGGCGGCGGUGAUGAACAAACAAUUCCUGUGUAUACAUGGUGGUCUGAGUCCUGAACUUCACACUCUCGAAGAUAUCAAGUCGGUAUAUCGAUCGUUUCAGAGAGCCCCGACUCACGGUUUGAUGUGCGAUAUCCUCUGGGCUGAUCCGCUGGAAGAGUUCGGACAAGAAAAGACAGGAGAUUACUUUGUUCACAACAGUGUUCGAGGCUGCUCUUACUUCUUCUCGUACCCCGCGGCUUGCGCUUUCCUUGAAAAGAACAACCUGUUGUCGAUCAUUCGAGCACAUGAGGCGCAGGACGCUGGAUAUCGCAUGUACCGAAAGACUCGCACGACCGGAUUCCCAAGUGUGAUGACUAUCUUCAGUGCUCCCAACUACUUGGACGUCUACAACAACAAGGCUGCCGUUCUGAAGUACGAGAACAACGUCAUGAAUAUCCGACAGUUCAACUGCACGCCUCACCCAUACUGGUUGCCAAACUUCAUGGACGUGUUUACGUGGUCGCUUCCUUUCGUCGGUGAGAAGAUCACCGAUAUGCUCAUCGCCAUCCUCAAUACCUGCUCCAAGGAGGAGCUCGAAGACGAGACUCCUACAUCCGUGUCGCCUUCCGCUCCUUCUCCUCCGCUCCCGAUGGACGUGGAGAGCACCGAAUUCAAAAGGCGGGCGAUCAAGAACAAGAUUCUUGCCAUCGGACGUCUCUCGCGUGUCUUUCAAGUGUUGCGGGAGGAGUCUGAGAGGGUUACUGAACUCAAGACGGCUGCUGGUGGCCGUCUCCCUGCCGGUACUCUGAUGCUUGGCGCUGAAGGAAUCAAACAGGCCAUUACAAACUUUGAGGAUGCUCGCAAGGUUGACUUGCAGAACGAGCGUCUUCCACCGUCUCACGAGGAGGUCAUCAAGAGAAGCGAAGAGGAAAGACGGGCUGCCCUCGAGCGUGCGCAACAGGAGGCAGAGAAUGACACCGGCUUGGCUAAUGUCGCCCGGAGGAUUAGCAUGUAA
Molecule: messenger RNA, 1620 nt
Organism: Aspergillus novofumigatus IBT 16806
Lineage: Eukaryota; Fungi; Ascomycota; Eurotiomycetes; Eurotiales; Aspergillaceae
Product: serine/threonine-protein phosphatase 2B catalytic subunit
Exons: 4
Coding region: 1-1620 (539 amino acids)
Biological process (GO): fungal-type cell wall organization; calcineurin-mediated signaling
Cellular component (GO): cytoplasm; calcineurin complex
Molecular function (GO): calmodulin-dependent protein phosphatase activity; calmodulin binding
Source: RefSeq, a predicted model, not a curated record